Messenger RNA from Eruca vesicaria subsp. sativa (arugula), 1275 nucleotides. The record is from the annotation of a GenBank genome assembly. NCBI's taxonomy places the organism in Eukaryota, Viridiplantae, Streptophyta, Magnoliopsida, Brassicales, Brassicaceae.
AUGGCGAGGAAGAAGAUCAGAGAGUAUGACUCCAAGAGACUUCUCAAGGAACACUUGAAACGUCUCGCUAACAUUAACCUCCAAAUCCACUCUGCUCAGGUGACAGAAUCUACUAAUUUCACUGAGUUGACCAACGAGGAGUCAUGGCUCUCUACCACAAAGCUAGUUGUGAAGCCUGAUAUGCUGUUUGGAAAACGCGGGAAAAGUGGUUUGGUAGCUCUGAAGCUGGAUCUUGCUGAAGUUGCAGAGUUUGUCAAAGCCCGCCUAGGUUCUGAGGUUGAGAUGGGUGGAUGUAAAGCUCCUAUCACUACAUUCAUUGUGGAGCCCUUUGUGCCUCAUGAUCAAGAAUACUAUCUUUCCAUAGUGUCUGAUAGGCUUGGCUGCACUAUAAGUUUCUCUGAAUGUGGUGGCAUUGAAAUUGAAGAGAACUGGGACAAGGUGAAGACUGUGUUUCUUCCUGCGGAAAAAUCAAUGACACUUGAAGUAUGUGCUCCUUUGAUAGCAACACUUCCUCUUGAAGUUCGAGGUAAAAUAGGCAGUUUCAUAAUGGGAGUGUUUGCUGUAUUUCAAGAUUUAGAUUUCUGUUUCAUGGAGAUGAAUCCUUUUACGCUAGUCGAUGGAGAGCCAUAUCCUCUAGACAUGAGGGGAGAGUUAGAUGACACAGCUGCCUUCAAGAAUUUCAACAAGUGGGGAGAUAUUGAGUUUCCUCUGCCAUUUGGAAGGGUCCUGAGUCCAACGGAGAGCUUCAUCCAUGGUUUAGAUGAGAAGACAAGUGCUUCAUUGAAGUUCACUGUUCUGAAUCCUAAAGGUCGCAUUUGGACUAUGGUAGCUGGAGGCGGUGCUAGCGUCAUAUAUGCUGAUACGGUUGGAGAUUUAGGCUACGCAUCAGAGCUUGGGAACUACGCAGAGUAUAGUGGAGCACCUAAUGAGGAAGAGGUGUUACAAUACGCUAGAGUUGUCAUUGAUUGUGCUACUGCUGAUCCUGAUGGGCGCAAAAGAGCUCUUCUCAUUGGAGGUGGCAUUGCCAAUUUCACCGACGUGGCAGCUACCUUCAACGGUAUCAUCCGCGCUCUAAGAGAAAAGGAAACAAGACUGAAAGCAUCAAGGAUGCACAUUUACGUAAGAAGAGGUGGUCCUAAUUACCAGACUGGUCUGGCUAGAAUGCGUGCUCUGGGAGAUGAACUCGGUGUUCCUCUAGAGGUAUAUGGACCAGAAGCAACGAUGACAGGAAUAUGCAAACGAGCCAUUGACUGCAUCAUGUUACCUGAUGCAUAA